Molecule: messenger RNA, 1801 nt
Organism: Gossypium raimondii (Peruvian cotton)
Lineage: Eukaryota; Viridiplantae; Streptophyta; Magnoliopsida; Malvales; Malvaceae
Product: cytochrome P450 98A2
Exons: 3
Coding region: 106-1635 (509 amino acids)
Molecular function (GO): oxidoreductase activity, acting on paired donors, with incorporation or reduction of molecular oxygen; iron ion binding; heme binding
Source: RefSeq, a predicted model, not a curated record
CCAACUCCGCCUCCCUUCUCUCUCUCGUUCCCUCUUAUACCAACUUCGCCCCAGAACCCCUUUAUCAAAGGAACCAAAAAAAUUUCAAAAUUAAAUCAAAUAAAAAUGAGUCUUCCUCUAAUACUCACCGUCUCCAUCAUCGCCUUCUUCUUAACGUACAAGCUUUACCAAUGGCUAAGGUUCAAGCUCCCACCAGGUCCACGCCCAUGGCCGGUGGUCGGCAACCUUUACGACAUAAAGCCUAUUAGGUUCCGGUGUUUUGCGGAAUGGGCGCAGGUGUACGGCCCCAUUAUAUCUGUUUGGUUUGGUUCCACUCUCAACGUGAUCGUGUCGAAUUCGGAACUGGCUAGGGAAGUUUUGAAAGAGCAUGAUCAACAGUUAGCUGAUAGGCAUCGGAGUAGAUCGGCAGCCAAGUUUAGCAGAGAUGGACAGGACCUUAUAUGGGCCGAUUAUGGACCUCAUUAUGUUAAGGUAAGGAAAGUAUGCACGCUGGAGCUUUUCUCUCCGAAGAGGCUUGAGGCUUUGAGACCUAUUAGAGAAGAUGAGGUUUCCGCCAUGGUUGAAUCCAUCUUUCUCGACUGCACCAAUCCUGAAAGCCUGGGUAAAACUUUGCAAGUAAGGAUAUACUUAGGAGCAGUGGCAUUCAACAACAUAACAAGGCUAGCAUUUGGGAAGCGUUUUGUGAACUCCGAUGGCAUAAUGGAUGAGCAAGGCCAUGAAUUCAAGGCCAUUGUGUCUAAUGGGCUUAAGCUAGGUGCAUCACUCGCCAUGGCUGAACACAUUCCAUGGCUUCGUUGGAUGUUUCCAUUGGAGGAGGAGGCUUUCGCCAAGCAUGGGGCAAGGAGGGAUCGUCUCACCCGAGCUAUCAUGGAGGAGCACACCCUAGCCCGCCAAAAGAGCGGCGGAGCCAAGCAGCAUUUUGUUGAUGCCUUGCUUACGUUGCAAGACAAGUAUGACCUUAGCGAGGACACUAUUAUUGGACUUCUUUGGGACAUGAUUACUGCAGGCAUGGACACAACAGCAAUCUCAGUCGAGUGGGCAAUGGCUGAGCUUAUUAGGAAUCCAAGAGUGCAGAAAAAGGCACAAGAGGAGCUAGAUCGUGUGAUAGGAUUCGAAAGGGUGAUGUCUGAAACUGAUUUCUCUAAUCUGCCUUACCUUCAAAGCGUAGCCAAGGAAGCACUAAGACUGCACCCCCCAACUCCUCUAAUGUUACCCCAUCGUGCCAAUGCAAAUGUGAAAAUCGGUGGCUACGACAUCCCCAAGGGAUCAAACGUGCAUGUUAACGUAUGGGCAGUAGCCCGAGAUCCAGCUGUGUGGAAGGACCCUGAAGAGUUCCGGCCAGAACGGUUCCUAGAGGAGGACGUGGAUAUGAAGGGUCAUGAUUUCCGAUUGCUUCCAUUUGGUGCAGGGAGGAGGGUGUGCCCUGGUGCACAGCUCGGGAUCAACCUGGUGACAUCCAUGUUGGGUCACUUGUUGCACCACUUUUGUUGGACAACAGCGGAGGGAGUGAAGGCUGAGGAAAUUGACUUGCUUGAAAACCCUGGACUGGUUGCUUAUAUGCGGACUCCAUUGCAAGCUAUUGCCACUCCUAGGCUGCCUUCUCAUCUCUACAAACGUGUGGCCGCGGAUAUGUAAGUUUUUUCCCUAAACUUCUAAUUCUUAUUGCUCUUAGCAUUAGAUUUUGAAUUCUGAACUUUUUUCUUUUGCAAGUUCUGUUGUAUUAUCAAUUAUGUCUCAUGUGAUUUGUGACCGGUCGCGUGAAAGAAGACCAAAUAAAAACGCAGUGAGAUACAUUAUACUA